AAAAACACGGAAAAUCUGAAUGAAAGAACUUUUUGGACAACUCGCGAGUCGCGACUCUCCCCCGUCGGUGCUAAUGUGCAAAGUUUUGUGUUUUCAUCAGCAGGGCCGCGAACAGAAACGGGAAAAAAUAGCCAAAGAAUUCACGGCAAAUUAUUUAAAAAGAGUGUGCAAAUAGACGGUUGACGACAAGUGGGCGUGGCGACAUCAGCCCCUCGAGAACAACAACAACCAAAAUAAAAAUAUAAACCGCCGAGGAAAAGUUGGGAAAGAACUCCAGCGAAAAACUCAAACAUUUAAAACAGUCAACGAGAUGCCAUUUGGAACGGCCCGAACGGGCACUAGCAGUGGGAGCAGUGCGCCCGGCGGACGCACCACCUUCCGUCCGCCAUGGGUGAAGGACGAUGGCGGCAGCACCGCCGCCUCCAGCACCACAAAGCCCAGCAGCACGCCCUGGGGCGCGAAAAAAACCAACACGACGACGACGACGGCCGCCACGCCGGCUGGCAAGGAAAACGGCGAAAAGUCCACAACAACCAAGCCAAAAGCAGGGACUACCCCGACCACAACCGUGAAGAAAACCACCGCCACGGAACCGGCUAAGAAGGUGGCUGAGCCCGCGAAGAAAUCUACGCCGGCGGCCACAACCACCACGGUGAAAAAGACUCCGGAACCGGUGAGCAGCAAGAAAGCUCCCGAGCCGGUUAAAAAGGUGGCCCCCGCCGUGGGCCUCAAGAAGCCAGUGGCCACUACUUCGGCCCUGAAGAAGAAGAAGGAGCCGACUCCGCCGCCAGAGUCCUCUUCGGAGGAAGAGGAGAGCGAGGAGGAGGAGACCGAAGAGGAAACCGAGUCUGAGGAGGAGGAGAGCGAGGAGGAGACCGAGUCCGAGGAGGAGGAGAGCGAAGACGAGGAGGACACCGUUGUGGACGAGAAGGUGCCGGAGCACGUGAAGAAGGCCGCCCAGCUGCGCCCCACCACCGUCAACAAGAAGCCGGAGCCGGAAAGUGAGUUAAGCCAACGUUUCACUAUAGAGAAACCCAAACUGCGCAGCGUGGUGGUGAAGCGGGACAAGUCGAUGAAGAAGCUGGCGCCCGAGGAGGACGAUGACGCCGAGGAGGGCGAAACUGAGGAGGAGCGGGAGCGGAGGCUGCGCUUCAAGCUGGAGAAACCGAAGCUGCGGCAUGUGAAGCGCGAGGAGAAGCCGCUGCCCAGCAAGAGCACCGACGACCUGGCCAAGAUCAGGCCCGUUCUCAAAAAGGUACCCAAGAUCGAUGAGCUCCUCAAGGAGCCGAAGGAGGAGCCCAAGCCCGAGUUCAAGACCAAGACCCUGCGGAAAGCCCCGUCCAUAAAGCGCGAGGCGAGCAUCAAAAGCGUUCCCGCCCCACCGCCGCUGCCCUCGCUGGUGCCCAAGGCUCCCCCACCGCCGCCCCCGCCGUUAGCGCCCGGAGAGAAGCGCAUACUCAGCGAUACCCAGAAACAGACUCUCGAGAAGCUCAGAACACGACCCCGAAGGCGUCCGGACUGGUCCGAGAUGAUGAAGGAGGUGGAAAGCGGCAAGAAGCUGCGCCAUGUGGCCUGCAACGACAGAUCUCAGCCCAUCCUGACAUGCAAGUCUAUGACGAAGGUGGACGACAAGUUUAUCUACGAAACGGAGAAGGACAACUCGCACAACAAGCUCCUCAAGCAGAUCCAGGGUGGCAUAAGGCUGAAGCCCACGAAGACCAACGAUCGCAGCAAGCCCAUCCUAGACGGUCUGCGCAAGUUCCGCCGCCAGAUGACCAUCGAGGAGCAGCUACAGAAGUCCCAGUCGAAGGUCAACAUGCUGAGCGAGGCGCCCAGCAGCCACGCCCUGGGCCCGGCUAGUGCCACGGCUCUGGGCGCGGGCAGUUCCCGGCCCAGCAUCGUCUCUGCGAUGUCCAUCGACGAGGAGAGUCCCGACGAACUGGACGACAUUGACAAGAUUCGCGACGACCUGCAGAGCACCAAGCAGAUGCUCUCCCUGGAACUGCGCAAUCGGGAGGCCCAGGAGCGAGAGAACAAGAAACUGCUGGCCAAGAUCCGCACCCUGGAAACGGAACUGGAGCGUGAAAAGUCGCGCGAAAAGAACCUGGAGUACGGAUCGAAUGUUAUUGUGGCCACCAUGGAUCCCACACCCACGGCCGAGCAGUCCUACGUUAACUCGCUGAAGCGUGAAGUGGAGGACGCCCGCAAGGUGUCCAAGGAAGUGGAACAGAACUACAAGAGUACCAGCGAGCAGCUGGUGGAGGCCAAGACCGAAAUCGAGGAGCAGCGCCGCCAGAUCCAGCUGCUCGAGCGCAAGCUGGCAGCUGCCCUCCAGGGCUACGCGACACCAAGCACUAACAGACCGCACAUUAGUAAUUGCUUUGCUUACGACGAUGACGACGACGACUGCUUCUACUACGACCAUGGUCGGCACGGCACGCACCAGGGCGGCGGAUCACUGGACGGAUCUCGGCGACCCAGCGAUGCCAACUUCGGACGCGAUAGCUCACCGGAACUGGAACCGGAGGUCAGUGAGAGCGAUCCAGAUGAGCCAGAGGAGAAGAAGACGGAACGUCGGGAACGACGCAUGGGCAAGGAAGUGAAGGUACUACGCAGCAAACUCACCAAGCUAAAGGUCAAGGAAGAGGCCGCCAAGAAGGAGAAGGACGCCCUCAAGCAGGCCAUGAAGAAGAACCAUGUUAUCCUCAAAGAGGAGAACAAGAAGUUCAAGAAGCUGGAGAAGGAGGUGCAGAAGAUGGCCGCCUCGAUGAAGCUGGACGAAGACGAGCUGGACGGCGAGGAGAAGGACGACGAGGAAAAGGACGACGACGAGGAGGAAGCCGAGAGCGAGGAGGAGGAGGAAUCCGAGGAGGAGUCCGAAGAGUCAGAGUCCGAGGCGAGUGAGGCGGAGACGGGCAGCGAAUCCGAGCCAGAGGACGCAGCAAACUCCGCCAAGAAGGCGAAUCUGGAGCCUCGCGUGAAGAAGCACGAAAGCCGGUUUGCGGCGAUGAAAAAAUGCAAUGUGCUGCACCAAGCCAAUGUCGACAAUUUGCAGGACCAAAUUGUGCAGGUGCGAUCGCGGGCCACAAAUCUGCAGGACGAGCUGGACGCGGUUAUCGCCGAUCUGGGUUUCUAAUUAAUUUCAGUCUCGCCUUUACUUAUAUUUAACUCGUGUAUUACUUUGACAAAAACCUAAAUAAACGAAAGUAAACAAA
Messenger RNA from Drosophila bipectinata, 3215 nucleotides. NCBI's taxonomy places the organism in Eukaryota, Metazoa, Arthropoda, Insecta, Diptera, Drosophilidae. The record is from RefSeq and is a predicted model, not a curated record.